Prorocentrum cordatum is the source of this 222-nucleotide messenger RNA. Lineage: Eukaryota; Dinophyceae; Prorocentrales; Prorocentraceae. The record is from the annotation of a GenBank genome assembly.
UACUACGGCCUCGGCAACGACGGGGUCACCGUCACACUGCCCCCGGACGACAAGCUGAUCCGCGUGAACCAGCUCAUCGCGCGAGCUGCCCCAGACAAUUUCCACUGGGCGAGGAUCGAUUUCCGCACCAAACGGCACUACUCCGCCUUGCCGGAGAGCCAGUGGGCCCUCUACUUCGGCAAGACCCCCGAGGGUGAGCUCCGCUUCACCCUCGGCAAGCAG